This is a messenger RNA of Hippopotamus amphibius kiboko, 2780 nucleotides long. RefSeq names its product paired box 8 (gene PAX8). Gene Ontology annotation, biological process: regulation of transcription by RNA polymerase II; anatomical structure development. NCBI's taxonomy places the organism in Eukaryota, Metazoa, Chordata, Mammalia, Artiodactyla, Hippopotamidae. Gene Ontology annotation, molecular function: RNA polymerase II cis-regulatory region sequence-specific DNA binding; DNA-binding transcription factor activity, RNA polymerase II-specific. The transcript has 13 exons. The record is from RefSeq and is a predicted model, not a curated record. Bases 1 to 2112 code for a protein of 703 amino acids.
AUGGCCAGGAGCUCCGCGUGUGGCCAGAGGGGUAUCCUUCGCGCCCCACCUGCGUCUUGCCUGGCCCAUCAGAUGGGCAUCCUGAGCGCUCUCAGGCCCUGCGCCGCGCCCGUGCUGGACUUGCAGCUCCCCUGCCCACCGACCUCUAAGCCCUGGUCCCCGGGCAACGGGAAAGGAGCCCGCGGUCCGGGGCCUGGGAGCCGUGAGCGCACUGGGGUGCUCUCGGACUCCUUCUUGCCCAGCACCGGGAAGGCGGGGUUGGGCGCUCUGGGCGUCUGGCCUGCGAGCACUAAGUCCCCCGCGGGCCGAACCCCCCUCCCCACCGGCGCCCGGGCCCAGGGCCUUCAAAAGCGUUCAGGGUCCCUGGCCGCGACGCCCGCUCCCCCAACGUCCUGGCCCAGGCCGGGAUGGUCUGGGCCGGGAAAGAGCCGCAGGGUCGGGGCCGGCCGGCGCGUUGGGCAAGUGUGUUCGGAGGGCAGAGGCGCGGCCCGGCCCGCGGUGAUGGAUGGAGCCGGGCCGGCCGCGGGGAAGGCGAUUUAUGGGGCCAGGGCGCAGCGCUAUCGAUUUGGGCUGGUGGAGAGAGUGGGGCCACCGUCAUCCUGCUCGCCCUUUGCGGGCGCAGGGCCUCCAGGGGCGCGGAGUGGCGACCUCACAGCCCUUCCCGAGAGCGGCGGGGUCGGCGAGCCAGGGGACCCAGUGAAGUGCCUGGAACCCCUUACCCACUGCCUUCGGGCGCCUCCUGUCCCCCGGACUAUUCUUUCAGGCCAUGGAGGGCUGAACCAGCUGGGAGGGGCCUUUGUGAACGGCAGACCCCUGCCUGAAGUCGUGCGUCAGCGCAUUGUGGACCUGGCCCACCAGGGCGUGAGGCCCUGCGACAUCUCCCGCCAGCUCCGAGUCAGCCAUGGCUGUGUCAGCAAGAUCCUUGGCAGGUACUACGAGACUGGCAGCAUCCGGCCUGGAGUGAUAGGGGGCUCGAAGCCCAAAGUGGCCACCCCCAAGGUGGUGGAGAAGAUCGGGGACUACAAGCGGCAGAACCCGACCAUGUUUGCCUGGGAGAUCCGAGACCGGCUCCUGGCCGAGGGCGUCUGUGACAACGACACUGUGCCCAGUGUCAGCUCCAUCAACAGAAUCAUCCGGACCAAAGUGCAGCAACCAUUCAACCUUCCCAUGGACAGCUGCGUGGCUACCAAGUCCCUGAGCCCAGGACACACGCUGAUCCCCAGCUCAGCCGUGACGCCCCCAGAGUCUCCCCAGUCGGAUUCUCUGGGUUCAACGUAUUCCAUCAAUGGGCUUCUGGGGAUCGCCCAGCCUGGCAGCGACAGCAAGAGGAAAAUGGAUGACAGUGACCAGGACAGCUGCCGGCUGAGCAUCGACUCCCAGAGCAGCAGCAGCGGGCCCCGCAAACACCUUCGCACGGACGCCUUCAGUCAGCACCACCUCGAGCCGCUCGAGUGCCCCUUUGAUCGGCAGCACUACCCGGAGGCCUACGCCUCCCCCAGCCACACCAAAGGCGAGCAGGGCCUCUACCCGCUGCCCUUGCUCAACAGCGCCCUGGACGACGGGAAGGCCACCCUGACCCCUUCCAAUACACCCUUGGGGCGCAACCUCUCCACUCAUCAGACCUACCCCGUGGUGGCAGAUCCUCAUUCACCCUUCGCCAUAAAGCAGGAAACCCCCGAGGUGUCCAGUUCUAGCUCCACCCCUUCCUCUUUAUCUAGCUCCGCCUUUUUGGAUCUGCAGCAAGUCGGCUCCGGGGUCCCAGCCGGUGCCUCGGUCCCGCCCUUCAAUGCCUUUCCCCAUGCUGCCUCCGUGUACGGGCAGUUCACGGGCCAGGCCCUCCUCUCAGGGCGAGAGAUGGUGGGGCCCACGCUGCCUGGAUACCCACCCCACAUCCCCACCAGUGGACAGGGCAGCUAUGCCUCUUCUGCCAUCGCAGGCAUGGUGGCAGGAAGCGAAUACUCUGGCAACGCCUACGGCCACACCCCCUACUCUUCCUACAGCGAGGCCUGGCGCUUCCCCAACUCCAGCUUGCUGAGUCCCCCGUAUUAUUACAGUUCCACAUCAAGGCCGAGUGCGCCGCCCACCACCGCCACGGCCUUUGACCAUCUGUAGUUGCCAUGGGGACCGUGGGAGCGACCGAGCAACAGGAGGACCCGGCCUGGGACAGGCCCCAGAGAGUCACACAAAGGAAUCUUUAUUUAUUACAUGAAAAAUAACCACAAAUCCAGCACCGCGGCUCCCUCCCUGUGUGGUUGAUUUAAUGAACCGUGAGAGACAGAACGAUGUUGGAGAAGACCACACUGUCCUCCAGGACUCCUUAAUGAGGGGCAGGAGUCCCAGGGGUAUGGAACCGUCCCAUUGCGAAGAGACAGAAUUGGAGGAGAAAUGUGGAGAGAAGAGGGGACGGCCAGGGGCUGGAGAGGGAUGGCACACGGGGCCCACGAUGGGGUCAGGGGCACACAGAGGCGCCUUUCUGGCUCCAUCACCGACACGCUCUAGCAGCCGUGGGCUCUAAGCGCUUCUGUCUAGCCCACAAGCCACAGCGGGCGUGAAGGCGCUCCCUCGCCGCCACCUUGAGAGGCACCACCUUCUCUAUGCAGCCUGCUUGACUCUUCCUGCUUCUGCCUCUUGGCCAUGGGCUGAACACUGGGUCCAGCCAACCAGGAGCUCCACCCUGUGGUCAAGGUGGUCACCCGCCUUCCUUUUACCUCCUGCUGUGAAUGCACUAGCUCCAUCCUCCCAAGUGCGCCCCACCGUGGAUGCACCCCUUGGCAGGCAGC